AUGACUUCAGGUAAACCUAUAGUAUUAGGUGUAUUAGCAUUACAAGGAGCAUUCAGAGAACAUAUAGCUUAUUUCAAUUGUAUACUAGAUUCUAAUCCAGAUGAGUAUUCAAAUUUUGAUAUUUCAAUAAUUGAAGUUAAAACAAAGGAACAAUUGGAAAAAUGCGAUUCAUUAGUUAUACCGGGUGGUGAAUCAAGUUCUAUUUCAUAUAUAUCCGAAAGAACUCAAUUACUACCACAUUUAUACGAUUUUAUUGCAAACGAACAGAAAAAAACUUGGGGAACUUGUGCUGGAUUAAUCUUUUUAUCAAAAGAAAUACAAAAUGGUAUUGAGAAUCAAAAAUGUUUAGGUGGUUUAAAUAUCCAAGUUAAUAGAAAUGCAUUUGGUCGACAACUAAAUUCAUUUGAAAUAGAUUUGGAUUUUAGUAAAUUUAUAAAGGGUUGCGACAAAUUUCCAACUGUAUUUAUAAGAGCUCCGGUGGUUACUAAAAUACUUGAUGGAAAUUGUAAUGCAGUAGAAAAAGGUAUAAUCAAAUCUGAAAAUACUUAUCACAAUUCAGCACCAACUGAGAUUUUAUAUGAAUUGAAGAAUUAUAAUAAUUCAAAUAAUGACUUGAUUGUUGCUGUAAAACAAGGUCAUAUACUAGGAACCUCAUUUCAUCCAGAAUUGUCAGAUAACUACAGUUUUCACAAGUGGUUCUUAGAUGAUUUUGUCUUGAAAUCUUGUAAAUAG
Messenger RNA from Insectozyma verbasci, 732 nucleotides. The record is from the annotation of a GenBank genome assembly. NCBI's taxonomy places the organism in Eukaryota, Fungi, Ascomycota, Pichiomycetes, Serinales, Debaryomycetaceae.